AUGAGAGUGUAAGGCCACAGUUGCCUCAAAGUGACCACAGACCCAGCAGGCUUUAAUGAAUAGGCAAGGCCAACCUCCACGCUCCCAGUAAAGAAGAACUGCUCAUCUGAAAUUCAUCACCCGUCUGGAGCCUUCAGACUGCCCCAGCACUGUAAAGGUCACCCGAAGCCGGCGGGGUUCCCAGCGCCUCUGGCCCUCCUGCUGCAGGCCCCGAGCACUGCUGGAAUAUGUCGGAGACCUCCUCCCACGACUCCUUCUACGAUUCCCUGUCAGACGUGCAGGAAGAAGGCAAGAAUGCCGACUUCUUCCCGGAGCUGUCUGCUUUCCUCAGUCAGGAAGAGAUCCACAAGAGCCUGGACCUGGCCCGGAGAGCCAUAGCCGACUCCGAAACAGAGGAUUGUGACUCGGAGAAGGAGAUCUCGCAGAUCUUCAGCACCUCUCGUGCCAGCCGCUGCGAAAACCGCUCUCCGCAGCAGACCACGCUGGGAGCGCCCAGCUCCUCGGCCAGCCCGCCAGACAACAGGCCGACGGCUGCGCAGCCUCCCGCCGGGCACGCCGAGAGUGUGGCGUCUCCUGGUCCCAGGAGGAAACCUACCAAGUCACCCCUGCUUGCCAGCCCCAGCUACAUCCGGAGCCUCCGCAAGGCUGAGAAGCGCGGUGUGAAAACGCCCAGCUGCGGCGUGAAGCCCAAGCCCACGCGGCCCAGGAAGGGCGGCCCUCAGGGCCAGCUGUGUGACAAGGCAGCCAACCUGAUCGAGGAGCUGACGUCCAUCUUCAGAGAAGCCGCAAAGCCAAGGACCAGAAGCCCAAACGGGGAGUCCUCAUCCCCGGACAGCGGGUACCUGUCUCCUAAGAACCAGCCGCAAGCCCUGCUGAGUGCCUCGGCCAGCCAGAGCCCCACCGAAGACCACCGCGAGCUGGAAGCCAAGGUCAAGUCACCCGAGGCCAGGCCUGGCUACCACCAGGCGGACCAGGACAAGGCGGCGCCUCGCACCUGCAGUGCGCGCCCACAGCCCCCGAUGGCAGCCCCCCUUCCAUCUGCACCACGAUUCACCCAGAAGCUGAGGAGCCAGGAAGUAGCGGAAGGAAGCCGGGUGUAUUUGGCGUGUAGAGUCACCGGAAGCCCAAUGCCGCAUGUCAGAUGGUUCUGUGAGGAUAAGGAGCUGCACAACAGUCCUGAUAUUCAGAUCCACUGUGAGGGCGGGGACCUCCACACGCUCAUCAUCGCGGAGGCCUUCGAGGACGACACAGGUCGCUACACCUGCCUGGCUACGAACCCCAGUGGCUCCGACACAACAUCCGCGGAGGUGUUCAUCGAAGGUGCCAGUUCAACUGACUCUGACAGUGAAAGUUUAACUUUCAAAGCAAAAGCUGGAGCUAUGCCACAAGCUCAAAAGAAAACAACUUCUGUUUCCUUAACAAUUGGAUCAUCAUCUCCAAAGACAGGAGUGACUACGGCUGUGAUUCAGCCCCUGUCUGUCCCUGUUCAGCAGGUCCACAGUCCAACUUCGUAUCUCUGCCGACCCGAGGGGACUGCGGCUGCCUACUUUCCUCCUGUUUUCACCAAGGAGCUGCAAAACACAGCAGCGUCCGAGGGCCAGGUGGUGGUCCUGGAGUGCCGGGUCCGGGGCGCGCCCCCUCUGCAGGUCCAGUGGUUCCGCCAAGGGAGUGAAAUCCAGGACUCUCCAGAUUUCAGAAUCCUACAGAAAAAACCUCGAUCUACAGCUGAACCUGAGGAGAUCUGCACCCUGGUAAUCGCUGAGACUUUUCCUGAAGAUGCAGGCAUCUUUACAUGCUCUGCAAGAAAUGAUUACGGCUCCGUAACCAGCACUGCCCAGCUGGUUGUCACCUCCGCCAACUCUGAAAACUGUAGCUAUGACUCAACGGGUGAAUCCAACAACGACCAUUUCCAACACUUUCCACCUCCCCCUCCACUGUUGGAGACAAAUUCCUUUGAGUUGGCUUCGAAGAAACCAUCUGAGAUCCAGCAGGUGAACAGCCCAGACUUGGGACUUAGCAUGGCAGCCCUUCAAAUGCAAUUCAGUUCUGCGGAGAGGGAAACUAACGGUGUCCAUCCCGGCCAUGGAGUAAACGGACUGAUGAAUGGCACAGCUAACAGUCAUAAAUCUCUUCCAACGCCAGCUGUCCUGCGUUCACCCACUAAGGAGCCACCACCUCUGCUUGCCAAGCCCAAACUGGACCCGCUGAAGAUCCAGCAGCUCCAGAACCAGAUCCGCCUGGAGCAGGAGGCCAGCGCUCGGCAGCGCAGCGCGCCGCCCUCGCCGCCCUUCCCGCCGCCGCCCGCCUUCCCCGAGCUCGCGGCCUGCGCGUCGCCCGCCUCUCCGGAGCCCAUGAGCGCGCUCGCCUCCCGCUCCGCCUCCACCAUGCAGUCCUCCGGCUCCUUCAACUACGCGCGCCCCAAGCAGUUCAUCGCGGCGCAGAACCUGGGCCCGGCGUCGGGCCACGGCACGCCGGCCUCCAGCCCCAGCUCGUCCAGCCUCCCGUCGCCCAUGUCUCCGAUCCCAAAGCAGUUCGGCCGCGCGCCCGUGCCGCCCUUUGCGCAGCCCUUCGGCGCCGAGGCCGAGGGCCCCUGGGGCCCGUCCUCGCCGUCGCCGCCGCCGCCGCCGCCUCCGGUCUUCAGCCCCACGGCCGCCUACCCGGUGCCCGACGUGUUCCCGCUGCCGCCGCCCCCACCGCCGCUGCCCAGCCCGGGCCCGGCCCCGCACUGCGCCGCGCCCGCGGCCCGCUUCGGCCACAGCCAGACACCAGCGGCCUUCCUCAGCGCCCUGCUACCCUCGCAGCCGCCGCCGGCCGCCGUCAACGCCCUGGGGCUGCCCAAGGGCGUCACCCCCGCGGGAUUUCCAAAGAAGGCCGGUAGAACGGCUAGGAUAGCCUCCGACGAGGAGAUUCAAGGCACGAAGGAUGCCGUCAUUCAAGACCUGGAACGCAAACUGCGCUUCAAGGAGGACCUCCUGAACAAUGGCCAGCCGAGGUUGACAUACGAGGAGAGAAUGGCUCGGCGGCUGCUGGGUGCUGACAGUGCGACCGUCUUCCACGUUCAGGAGCCCGAAGAGGAAAGUGCUAACCAGGGCGCCGGGUCUCCUCCCGCUUCGGUAGGGAGUCCCCUGGACGGUCAAAAGGAAUACAAAGUAUCCAGCUGUGAGCAGAGACUCAUCAGUGAAAUAGAGUACCGGCUAGAAAGGUCUCCCGUGGAUGAGUCUGGUGACGAAGUGCAGGGCGGGGACGUGCCUGUGGAACACGGAGUGGCCCCGUUCUUCGAGAUGAAGCUGAAACAUUACAAGAUCUUCGAGGGGAUGCCUGUAACUUUCACAUGUAGAGUGGCCGGAAACCCAAAGCCAAAGAUCUAUUGGUUUAAAGAUGGGAAGCAGAUCUCGCCCAAGAGUGAUCACUACACCAUUCAGAGAGAUCUCGACGGGACCUGCUCUCUCCACACCUCGGCCUCCACCCUGGACGAUGACGGCAAUUACACCAUCAUGGCUGCAAACGCUCAGGGCCGCAUCAGUUGUACUGGACGGCUAAUGGUCCAGGCUGUCAACCAAAGAGGCCGCAGCCCUCGCUCUCCCUCAGGCCAUCCUCACGUCAGAAGGCCUCGCUCUAGAUCCAGGGACAGCGGAGAUGAAAAUGAGCCAAUUCAGGAGCGAUUCUUCAGACCUCAUUUCUUGCAGGCUCCUGGAGACCUGACUGUUCAAGAAGGAAAACUCUGCAGAAUGGAUUGCAAGGUCAGUGGGCUGCCAACUCCAGACCUAAGCUGGCAACUCGACGGAAAGCCAAUACGUCCCGACAGUGCUCACAAGAUGCUUGUGCGAGAGAACGGGGUGCACUCUCUGAUCAUAGAGCCAGUCACGUCGGGAGAUGCCGGCAUCUACACGUGUAUAGCCACCAACCGGGCAGGACAGAACUCCUUCAGCCUGGAGCUUGUGGUUGCCGCUAAAGAAGCGCACAAGCCCCCCGUGUUUAUUGAGAAGCUGCAGAACACAGGAGUCGCUGACGGGUACCCAGUGCGGCUGGAGUGCCGUGUUUCGGGAGCACCACCGCCUCAGAUAUUUUGGAAGAAAGAAAACGAAUCACUGACACACAGCACUGACCGAGUGAGCAUGCACCAGGAUAAUCACGGCUACAUCUGCCUGCUCAUUCAGGGAGCCACGAAAGAGGACGCUGGAUGGUAUACUGUGUCCGCCAAGAACGAAGCCGGCAUCGUGUCCUGCACGGCCAGGCUGGACGUUUACACCCAGUGGCAUCAGCAGCCACAGAGCACCAAGCCCAAAAAAGUGCGGCCCUCAGCCAGUCGCUACGCAGCACUCUCGGACCAGGGACUGGACAUCAAAGCCGCGUUCCAGCCUGAAGCCAGCCCGUCGCACCUGACACUGAACCCCGGCUUGGUAGAGAGUGAGGACCUGUGAGCUGCAUUCUUGUUGGCGGCAGAAACACGGAGACAGCCUUUGCCUUGACCAACACGGUCCUCUGUCGUGUUAUGUAAAAGGCAGAGGUGUAUCUCUGACUAUACGAAAUAAACAAACAACACCAAAAUAAUAUUUUUCUUACUUGAUAUACCAAACUUAGCGGUGAAGUAGGUAAUGCUAAUAGAAAUGUACACGUUGCACAGGAAAUUCACAUUUACUGUCCAGUGUAAAACUUUUGGAAUUGCUGUGAUUAAAGUGGUUGAAAUGCCAAAAUGCUAAAGGAAAUCCAUCUCUUCCUAGGAAACCACAAUGUACAUUAUCUAGAAGUGCCUUUAAACACAAGCUGUAGGUGCUACAAAGCAUGACAGUGUGACGUUAAGUUUAACAUGUGGCAACUGUACCACAAAUACGGCUACAAGGAUUCUCAAGUGCAGUGUAUUCAGACAUCUACAGUGAACCAAGUGCAAUAAUGUAAAGAGGAAAUAACAAAGAAAUCCAAGUAAAUGCCUUGUCUUUGCAAAUCGUUUUAUAGGAAGUCCUAAGGAAGGAACUACUUGCAUUAAAUUGUAUUCAUAUCAAGUUUUUUUUUUUUUUUACAAGAUCAAUAUCUUAAUCCAUAACCUUUUUUUCUUUAUGUGUAGUAUUUUCUUUUCAUGCUACCUUGGUAGAAAGCUUAUUUACAAACCAUAUUAAAAGGUUAAUUUAAACAUAAAUAAUAUAAAGUAUUCUGAAUAAAGCAGAAAUAUAUUACAGUCCAUUCCAUGACAGGCAUCUAAACCACCAAAAUGACCAAGGUAUUAUAUAAGGAUUAGGAGGAAACGAGGGUGUGGAAGGAGUAGGGAGGAGAAUGAAGGAAAAUGCUACCAGCACAAGUUUUAUUGCAUUCAUCUAGAGAUAAGUGGCAAGGGCCAGGCUUUUCUUUGGUUUUCUUCAAAAUUAGUCUUAAAAUCUAGGUGAAAAAAACACUGCCAUUCACAAGUCAAGGAAUCUAGGGUCAGCUGGAAGUUCGGAGCACAUGUGUUACGGAGAUUUCAGUGUGUCUGAAGUUUGUGUAGUAGCUGAAGAUGUUAGAUGUGUAGAGCAAGUUGAAAAAGGAUUGAGAUUGAAAGAGUGGCAUAAACGAGCAGCUGCCUAUAGGAUCUAGUCUACUUGAGGGAAAUGGAGACUUGAGAAGAGACAAAAACAGGUGUGUGCCAUAUUUGUAUUUUUUCCAACGGCACCAAGGAAUAGUGAGUGGAAGUUAUUGUUCACUUCCCUGCUGCCAUGAAACCUUGCCUUAAGAAGGUGCUGGGUUCCAAGCCGUCUGUAAAGGCAUCUCAGCAAAGACUGCUUUUUGAAUGCAUAUGAAUUCUGCGUCAGCUAGACGGAGUUGACUGUGACCAGACUUUAUGGUUUUAAGUCGGAACCAAUAAAUUUUAAAAAGAAAAAAUAAUCUGACCUAAUGGUAUAAAACAUGAGGCUUUAAUGGUACUUUGCUAUGAAAAGAAAACACUGUAUUCCUUAUGCAAAACACAUAUAUCUUUCAUUAUUUAUAAUAAAAGUAUUGAACUCUUAGCUCAGUUACUCAAUUCAUAUGUAGUAUUUUUUAAAAUAAUUUUCUAUCUGUGUACCACCCCAUGUAUUUCAUAUUACUGCUUCACAUGUACAGCUUUCUACUUCUUUGUGAGAACACCAACCAACCAAGUUUUAAAUGACUAUAGGCUUGAGCACUGGGUGGCAGAUGUUCUAUGCAGCGUGGUACAAGUUUCUUUGACCACACUUAUAUGCGUUGCUAAUAUGCAAUUUAAAAUACCAUACAAAGUCUCUCAUGGACCUAUCUGUAUUGUAGAAUUAUGACUUAUGUCAUAUCUUACUUGCCAAAUUUUUUCUGAAUGUGACUUUUGCUAAUUUUCUGGGUUUGGGAUUAACUAGCAUUAUUUUGCCACCUUUUACAUUGUAUUUAUAAAAAGAAAAGUACUAUCAUACUACUUUGGAUUGUUGUGCUGGUGUAAUGUGGAUUUAACAUCAAUAAAUAUUUAACAAACAGUAGUUGCAAUUUUGUGAAGCAAAAUACUUAGUUUUACUGCUGCUGUAAUAAAUUAGCCAACUUAGAA
This is a messenger RNA of Oryctolagus cuniculus (rabbit), 6514 nucleotides long. It is a transcript of the gene PALLD, whose product is annotated as palladin, cytoskeletal associated protein. Gene Ontology annotation, molecular function: protein kinase activity. Lineage: Eukaryota; Metazoa; Chordata; Mammalia; Lagomorpha; Leporidae. The record is from RefSeq and is a predicted model, not a curated record.